ACAGUCACUUCUACUGUGAAACCAACCGUCUCCAUGUCUGAUACCUUGGGACCUCAGUAUACCUCGACUUACACCACGACGAAGCCCGACGGCUCUGUGGAAACAGAGUGUAUUGUGGUUAUCGUUACAACGGAUGCUGCCGGUUCUCUGACCACAAGAGUUUCGACGAUGAUGAGUGGUUACAAUUCAGAAAGUAUACUGACGAGAUCUCCAGAGGAGUAUAGCUUGAAGACCUCUACGUCCACUGCUUAUGCGGCAAGUGUGCCUCCUGAUACUAGCUACACAAUCGAAGUUGUCUCGACUUUAACAACUGUCGUUUUUGGACCAAGCUCGUCUUUAACUACCAUGGUGACAUACACCCUGACUGCGUGUAUCAACUGUGAUUACGGCGAAUUAGCUAGUGAGUCGGCAUACUAUCUGAGUACUGCCACAGACUUGGGCCCUAUGAGCGAAUCUCAAACAUCAUCAAUUUCGACUUUUAAUAGAGCUGCAUCCAGCUCUAGGCUUCUGGGUAUGGUUCUUGUGCCCUUGUUAGCAAUUUUGCUCUAGUUGUUCCUUUUUGAAGAUUCUGAUAUUUUCUUUUGCUGUACCAUAUUUUCGAGGAUGUUAGCUUGGACGAUGUUUUUCCCUUGAUUUUGUUGAUCAUUGCCUUGAGUUUAGCCGCCG
Metschnikowia bicuspidata var. bicuspidata NRRL YB-4993 is the source of this 666-nucleotide messenger RNA. RefSeq lists its product as uncharacterized. The record is from RefSeq and is a predicted model, not a curated record. The annotation marks the transcript as partial. The transcript has a single exon. NCBI's taxonomy places the organism in Eukaryota, Fungi, Ascomycota, Pichiomycetes, Serinales, Metschnikowiaceae.